Penicillium griseofulvum is the source of this 1095-nucleotide messenger RNA. RefSeq names its product bZIP transcription factor. The record is from RefSeq and is a predicted model, not a curated record. Gene Ontology annotation, biological process: regulation of DNA-templated transcription. NCBI's taxonomy places the organism in Eukaryota, Fungi, Ascomycota, Eurotiomycetes, Eurotiales, Aspergillaceae. Bases 1 to 1095 code for a protein of 364 amino acids. The transcript has 2 exons. Gene Ontology annotation, molecular function: DNA-binding transcription factor activity.
AUGGGCGAAGAAAUAGCUAAACCGAGUGGUCGCAAACGGGGUCGUCCUCGCACUGUGACUGAUGAUCAAGAAGUGCCAGAGAGACGUCGCAAACAACUCCGCCUCGCGCAGCAAGCAUAUCGCAAACGAAAGGAGACCACGAUCGGCAACCUCCAGAAUCGUGUACACGAAUUAGAAACCGGCAUCGAGAAUAUCAGCCAGUCUUUCCUCUCCUUCAGUACUCUUCUUAUAGAAGAGCGAAUCCUCUUACAAUAUCCGCAUAUCGCAUCGGCCCUUCAAAACUUAACUCAACAAUGUGUGUCACUUGCGAAGGCCGGGAGUGAUGAACCGACUGAGGCUCUCCCGCUCGUUCGGGUCGCAAAAGAGUCCCGAGUCACAAAUAAUAAUACAGACAAGACAUCAGUUCUGGAUAACGCCUACUCAGAAGCUUCAACAGAUGCCGAGGAUAUAAUACAAUCAGCUACCACAAGCUGGCCCAGCCCUCCUACCCCGCCAUAUCAAGAUCAAUCCGUCCUGCCGUUCAACCUCAUGUCAUCACCUACCGUUCAAUUUCCUUAUAUGACUCCGCCGUUAUCAAACUCCCCAACGCUAGAUCUACUAUCUAGUACUAUAACGCCGGGCAGGCAAUGGAAUAUCGCACAACGUCUAGUCCGGGCUUGUUCUCAGAAUGGGUACCGCCUCCUUCUGAGCAAUCCAAACCAAUCCAUACUCCAGCAUAUCUUUGGGUCUAUCCCGAGUCUGCCAGAACGCAAUCGUCUGCUCUCGGGAUUUUGCGCUGUCAUGCAAGACAAGACCGGUGAUCUAGCAGAUUCCAAGUCUAACGUGUUUUACGCCCUGCGGUCCAGUCUGAACAUACUCUCGGGUGAACAACCUCAGGUUUCAUCUAGAACAUGGCAGAUUGCGCUCGAAUCAGCCUCUGGUGAUUGGUUGGAUGCCAACGGAGUCCAAAGAUAUCUGUGCGACAAAAGAGUGAUCAUUGAAAAUUCCUCUGAUUCCUCUGGUCAUCUUGAUUAUUCAGUCUCGUCAUCACUUGAUGUAACGACCUUCGUCAAAAGUGAGUUCUUGGAGACAAAAUGUACGGAAGAUAUCCACUAA